Papaver somniferum (opium poppy) is the source of this 3116-nucleotide messenger RNA. RefSeq names its product WD repeat-containing protein 44-like. The transcript has 7 exons. Gene Ontology annotation, molecular function: protein binding. Bases 147 to 2894 code for a protein of 915 amino acids. NCBI's taxonomy places the organism in Eukaryota, Viridiplantae, Streptophyta, Magnoliopsida, Ranunculales, Papaveraceae. The record is from RefSeq and is a predicted model, not a curated record.
CCUACCACAAAAACAAACCGUUUUAUUUCUGUUCCCGCGUUUUUUUCAUCAUCCCCCCAAACCUCACGAUUUCUCUCUCUGAAUCUUUGUCUCAGAGGAGGAGUUUUGACCUAAUUAUUAGGUAAUGGUUGGGAAACAGAAAGCUUAUGAUGAUGCAUUGGGAUGGAUUAGGUGAAGAAGACGAAUUUUUCGAAUCAACUAAUCGAUUCUCAUCUGCGGUUUCAAUCAAUCUAGCAGCUCAUUCCUCGGAUUCCGAUGACAAUUUUGAUGAUAGUCGAAUCUCCUUUGCAUCUGCAGUUUCUGGUCCUCAUGAAGAAUAUCGAAGUUAUGCUGCUUUGGCGUUGGCUGCGUCAACUUCCAUGCCUGAUGAUUAUGACAUUUGGAUGGCUGAACCAGGUUCUAUUAAAGAACGGCGCAAACGACUUCUGCAAGGUAUGGGUCUUGCAAGCGAUAAAAACUUUCUCAGGCUUGCUAGUGCUGAACUCAAAAAAGCUGCUUCGAAACGAGUAGUUGUCAUUUCAGCUUCAGAAAAUUUGAAAAAGAAAGCAGGAAAUGUAACCCCUGGUGUACUUGUUAGAUCGAGAUCAGAAGGAUUAAUUGAAACAUCAUUUGACGCUUCUAUACAGAGAAAGGAUUAUUUUCUUGGUAAUGAUUUCUCACCACGUUAUUUAAUGCGAUCAUCUUCUGCUCCGUCUUCUUUAUGCGAUAGAAAUGCACGUAUUCAUACUAAAUCAGUUAAAGGGAAUCGAAGGAUAGCUGGUAUUGGGUCAUUGAGUAGAAUUGGAAAUCGUUUUCUAUCAUUCAAGAAGAAGAAAAAAGGUGGCUCAUUUUUUCUGAUAAAGAAUUUGGAUACUGGUAAAGAAUUUAUUGUUAAUGAGUUCGAUGAAGAUGGAAUGUGGAAUAGGCUUAGAGAUCUUCAAACAGGUAAGCAACUUACAAUGGAGGAAUUCGAAAAGAGUGUCGGAUAUUCGCCUAUUGUUAAGGAACUAAUGCGUAGAGAAAAUGUUAGGAUUUCUGACGUUGGUGGUCGAAGUAUCAUUGAUAGGAAACUCAGUUUAAAUGUUUCUCUUAGUAAGAGUUUCAGAUUUAGCAAGAAAAGGGGAGCUGCCUUGUUGAAGAACUUGAAAGAUGUUGCGCAUUCAUUUAACGGAUUAUCCCAGAGAUAUCAAGAGACUCCGUCCUUGGUCUAUCAAAAGUCAAGAAAGAGUUCUGAAGCUACAGGAUGGACAAAAGUUCGUCAAAAUGGGAAAUCUCACAAGGAACUUACUGGCCUUUACAUGUGCCAGGAAUUUCAGGCUCAUGAGGGAUCAAUUUGGACUAUCAAAUUCAGUUUUGAUGGUCGAUAUCUAGCUAGUGCAGGAGAAGACCGGAUAAUUCACAUUUGGGAAGUUGUUGAAAUGGACUCGGCAUUAUUGAGACCAGUGGAAGAAGCAAAUUUUACCCCACUUCAUCCCAUGAUGAGCAGUUCCAGUUCCUAUGAUAACAGACCUCCUCUUGGGGAAGCUCCAGUGUUUGCGUCGGAGAGGAAGAGAAGAGGAAGGGUUCCGUCAGUUAGUAGAAAAAGCAGUUCUAUCUCUGACCGUGUUGUCUUGCCAGAGAUGGUUUUCUCGCUCUCGGAAAAACCGGUCUGUUCGUUUCAAGGUCAUCUAGAUGAUGUUUUGGACAUCUCCUGGUCUAAAUCUCAGCAACUAUUAUCGUCUUCAAUGGACAAAACUGUUAGGCUAUGGGACAUGGAGACAAAGAGCUGCUUAAAGUUAUUUGCUCACAAUGAUUAUGUAACAUGUAUACAGUUCAACCCAAACGAUGAUAGAUACUUCAUUAGUGGCUCACUUGAUGCAAAAGUUCGAAUUUGGAGUAUACCAGACAGGCAAGUUGUGGACUGGACUGAUCUUCCUGAAAUGGUUACUGCUGCUUGCUACACCCCUGAUGGACAGGAUGCGUUGAUUGGCACACAUAAAGGGACUUGUCGUUUGUACAGCACAACUGAUUGUAAGCUACAAGAAAAGGCCCGCAUAGAUGUUCAAAACAAAAAGAAAACCCACAAAAAGGUUACUGGCUUUCAGUUUGUCCCAGGGAAUACAUCUGAGGUGUUGAUUACCUCCGCUGACUCUCGCAUAAGGAUUUUUGAUGGCUCUGAUGUCAUUCAUAAGUUUAGAGGAUUCAGAAACACCAGUAGCCAAAUAUCAGCAUCUUUUACACCAGACGGAAAAUAUGUUGUAUGUGCAAGUGAAGAUUCUCAGGUUUAUGUAUGGAAACGUGAUGAGGUUGGAAAAAACAAAGGUCUAAUCACAACAAGAUCACAUGAACAUUUCCAAUGUAAAGACGUAUCAGUUGCAAUCCCAUGGCCUGGUAGUAUAAAGUACGAACCACCACUUUUGGUACAUUCAAAGAGACAUUCGAAACGUUCAAUUUCGCAGCCACCAGCAUACCCUGGAAUGAGUUAUGCCUUAGAUGAUUCCUUCACGAGCAACAGCAGCAGUAUGAGGAAUCUCCCACCACUCCCAAGGAAGACUGGCCUAUCCGAAAAGACACUAGAAGAGGAGCUAGCUAAUGCAUCCUGUUCCGACUCGGGUAUCAAUAAUAGAGGCUCAUUCUCUUCAAUUUCAGGUCAAUCUCCUAGUAGAGGUUCAUUUUCUUCAAUUUCAGGCAGCUCUUCUAAUUCCAAUAAGUAUGGAGAUUCACCUUCUAUCUUGGUUUCAAACAAUUCUUCCCAAUCUUUAUCUUGGAGGUGGCUUGAUGCUCUCAAUAGCAGUAGUACUCAAAGUGUCCAUGCAACGGCAUGGGGUAUGGUGAUUGUGACAGCAAGCUUGGGAGGUGAAAUAAGAGCAUAUCAAAAUCUAGGGCUUCCACUUCGACUUAGUCGUCAAACAAAUCUUUUUAGGGAGCAGGCUUAGAAGUCCAGAUGAGGGUUUUAUAUUCAACUCAGGGUUCUCACUUCCCAGUGUUUGUCUUAACAUUGGAAAUGCAAUUUCAAAGCAUAUAUAUAGUCAAAUUUCCAAAACAAUGGUGUUACUUUCAUAGAGUUCGACAUUUACAUCUUAAUUUUGUUGUUUUUAUAAUUUUCCAACAACAAUGAUUGAGGAAGGUUUGGCGUUGGCUCAUAGUAAGGACCAAAA